AUGCCAGUUUUUACAGAAUUCUCGUCUGAAUCGCGAGACCUCCGGGUCCUCCCCUCUUUCGCACCCCCGCUCCCUCGUUUGUCCCCGCCAUUUAGACCGAAUGGGGACGGGUCUGAAAAAUAUGAGGUGGUGGUUGUUGGAGCUGGGCCGGCCGGGCUCAUGCUGGAACUGUUGCUUGCCCGAUAUGGGUUGAGCGACGAAUCUCUGCUGUGUAUGGACGCGAAACCAAGCACUCUGAAAUCAGGACAAGCCGAUGGGGUGCAGCCGCGGACGUUGGAGGUCUUUAAAACACUAGGAAUUUCGGACGAGAUCGAAAAUGAAGCUUGUCAAAUGUGGCAAUUUGCUUUCUGGAAGCCAUCUGAGGAUAAGAACAAGGUCAUCGAACGAAGGAGUAUCGUACCCGAAGUCAUUCCACCUGCCCGUUUCCACUAUGAGGCCACUAUUCACCAAGGUCGUAUCGAGCGCAUCCUGGAGACGGAUCUCCUCCGCUAUUCGAAGCGCGGUAUAAUGAGAAACACAAAGCUGCUCCAUGUCGAGAUAGAUGAGAGCGAUAAGGAGUUUCCUGUCGUGGCUGAUAUCGAGACAAAUGGAGUGAAGCGGACGAUCAGAUCGAAGCAUCUGGUUGGUGCUGAUGGUGCACGCUCAGUGGUUCGCCAGUGCCUGGGCUUGAAGUUGGAGGGCCAGUCACUUGAUCAUAUCUGGGGCGUUGUCGACUUGGUGGCGGACACCAAUUUUCCAGAUAUUCGCAGACGAUGCGCGAUCCACUCGCCAGCUGGAUCUGUGAUGAUUAUUCCCAGAGAGCGAAUUGUGACUGGCGAAAGCCUUACACGUCUGUAUGUGCUUGUGCCUGGUGCAGUGAAGCUAGAUGACAACGAUGUGGGGCCACCGGACGUGACCCUUGAAGAUGCUAGGGUGCGACGUAGCAAGGUGACGUUGGAGAAUAUUCUCAAGCAGGCACAAGAUGCAUUCAAACCGUAUUAUCUUCGCCCAAAGAGGGAAGAUGCUGUUGAUUGGUGGGCGGCGUACCAGAUCGGCCAGCGGGUUUCGCCUGAAUUCAUUGUGAAGGAUUCUACUGGAGUGGGUCGAGUUUUCAUUGCAGGUGAUGCCUGUCACACGCACAGCCCAAAGGCUGGCCAAGGAAUGAACGUUUCUAUGAUGGACUCAUACAACCUGGCCUGGAAGCUAGCCUACCAGGUUAACGGCCUGACGCCUGCCUCUGGCGACCUGAAGACCCCAGAUCCUCUACUAGAUACGUACCAGAUUGAGCGACAGGCAAACGCGCAGCAGUUGAUUGAUUUUGACCGAAAGUUUUCCACGAUCUUCUCCGGUCAAGUUGACUCGGCAGAAUCUGCAAUGUCACACGCCGAGUUUGUGCAAACAUUCAACACCGGCAAUGGCUUCACGAGUGGAUGUGGUGUUGAGUAUAACGAUAGCAUGGUUGUUGUCAAGGAGUUCCCCACGGGAUCGUCAGAUCCUAUCCAAGGCAGUGACUAUUUGUCCGGAAUCCUGCGCCCGGGAUGCAGACUUUUGAACGUCAAGCUGGUGCGCCAUGCUGACGGCUGGCAUCGCGAUAUCCAGGAUGAUCUGGAAUCAACCGGAAGAUUCCGCAUUCUGUGUCUUACCUCGUCUGACCUCCUUGAUUCCUCCGGAACCUCAGCAAAGUCUCUAAUUGCAAUCACCAUGUUGAUCGAGCGUUUCCCCGGCUCCCUCAUCGAAACUAUUGUGGUUCACCCGCCUGUUAAAAGAGAGUUCGAAUGGGACGACAUUCCUGGCUGCGUCAAGGAGCAUGCCGAGAUGCGCUUCUACAAUGGUUAUGAGCUGGAAGACGCAUAUGGAAUUUAUGGUGUGGAUCCUACCAAGGGAGCACUUGCUGUUGUCCGACCGGAUGGAUAUGUUGGAAUUGUCGCCCAGCUUAGCGACGUGUCUCGCGUGGAGGAGUAUCUUCGCCGUUGUGUGAGAGUUGCAUGA
Aspergillus glaucus CBS 516.65 is the source of this 1968-nucleotide messenger RNA. RefSeq lists its product as uncharacterized. The record is from RefSeq and is a predicted model, not a curated record. Bases 1 to 1968 code for a protein of 655 amino acids. The transcript has 4 exons. Gene Ontology annotation, molecular function: FAD binding. Lineage: Eukaryota; Fungi; Ascomycota; Eurotiomycetes; Eurotiales; Aspergillaceae.